Raphanus sativus (radish) is the source of this 1267-nucleotide messenger RNA. RefSeq lists its product as uncharacterized. NCBI's taxonomy places the organism in Eukaryota, Viridiplantae, Streptophyta, Magnoliopsida, Brassicales, Brassicaceae. The record is from RefSeq and is a predicted model, not a curated record. The coding region runs from base 1 to 1218 and encodes 405 amino acids. The transcript has 14 exons.
AUGGAGUCGUCUAUGAAGUCGAUCAAACCAUCACUAGUUAAAAAAAGAAACAAUGCUCAAGAUGUGAGUAAAUCCUGGUGGAGAAUAAAGCCCUUUUUGGCUCUCAUAUGUACAGCGCUUUUGAUCUUUUGGUAUAAGACCACACAUAUUCAAUUUGAAGAUACAGAUCUAGAAGAAGCAGUUUAUCCAUUUGACAUGGCAAAGGAAUCAGAACCAGUCGAUGAUAAGUUAAAAGGCUUGCCACGUGGUAUCAUACAGCCUAGAUCAGACCUCGAGCUGAAGCCUCUCUGGUCUACUAGUAGUUUGAGGUCAAAGGGUGUAGAAAUGACUAACCGUAACUUGUUGGCGAUACCCGUAGGAAUUAAGCAAAAGGGUAAUGUUGACACUAUUGUAAAGAAGUUUCUUCCAGCGAAUUUCACGGUUGUUCUGUUCCAUUACGAUGGUAAUAUGGAUCAAUGGUGGGAUCUGGAAUGGAGUUCGAAGGCCAUACAUAUAGUUGCACAGGACCAGACUAAAUGGUGGUUUGCAAAACGAUUUCUCCAUCCUGAUGUUGUAUUCAUUUAUGAUUAUAUAUUUAUUUGGGAUGAGGACCUUGGAGUUGAGAAUUUCACACCAAAGAGGUAUUUGGAGAUAGUUAAAUCAGAGGGACUGGAGAUAUCGCAACCGGCUUUGGACUCAAACUCGAGUGGAAUCCACCACAAAAUCACAGUCCGUUCUAGCACAAUGAUAUUUCAUAGGAGGGUUUACAUUAGUAGAGGCCAUAGAGUUUGUUCUGAUGCAAGCCAGGAUCCUCCUUGCACAGGAUUUGUUGAAGGAAUGGCUCCUGUGUUUUCAAGAGCUGCUUGGUUCUGCACUUGGAAUCUUAUACAGAAUGAUCUGGUUCAUGGAUGGGGAAUGGAUAUGAAACUAGGGCAUUGUGCACAGGGAGACAGAACGAAGAAUGUAGGGAUCGUGGAUAGUGAGUAUAUAUUUCAUCAAGGCAUUCAAACUUUAGGUGAAAGUGGACACUCUGAGAAGAAGAGACAUGGCCAUGAUUCGAGAACCUCGAUAAGGAGGCAAUCAACAUGGGAGCUUCAAAUUUUUGAAGAACGCUGGAACAAAUCGGUGGAACAAGACAAGAACUGGAUCGAUCCAUCGUCAUCGAAGCUGAAGAAUAACGGUAAUAACAGAAGAUUAAGGCGUGGUAAGAGAAUUCAAGAGACAGAAACAACAGCAUAAAAAAAAAAGAAACAACAGCAUAAACACAUAAAAAAGGAUUUUUAUACAC